Aspergillus thermomutatus is the source of this 885-nucleotide messenger RNA. RefSeq names its product PhzF family phenazine biosynthesis protein. The transcript is spliced from 2 exons. Gene Ontology annotation, cellular component: cytoplasm. Gene Ontology annotation, biological process: biosynthetic process. Gene Ontology annotation, molecular function: isomerase activity. The record is from RefSeq and is a predicted model, not a curated record. Lineage: Eukaryota; Fungi; Ascomycota; Eurotiomycetes; Eurotiales; Aspergillaceae. Bases 1 to 885 code for a protein of 294 amino acids.
AUGCCAAAAGAGCUGCAUUUCGUGACGCUUGACGUCUUUACAUCCGACAUUUUUGCAGGGAAUCCACUUCCAGACGAUGACCAACAAGCUAUUUGCCAGAGACAAAAGCAGGCGAUUGCUCGAGAGUUCAAUUACUCCGAGACAAUCUUCAUCCACCCUGUCGCUUCGGAGGCGUCUUCCAAACGCAAGAUUGAUAUUUUCAUGACAACGAAGGAGCUUCCUUUUGCGGGCCAUCCGACCAUAGGUGCUGCGUUCUGGCUUCUUUGUCUCUCACCACAUGAAACUGAACGAAAUGCCACGAAGAUGCUUACCACUAAAGCUGGUGACAUCGCUAUCUCCCGCUCUCUGGACUCCGCAGUGGUUUCCGUCACUAUUCCGCACAAUGUACAUCUUCAUAAGGAGCGAUUCCCGGUAGCGGAGGUCUUACGACUACAUCCAUCUCUCCGGCCCUUUCUAGAAGCCGACGGACUUGGCUCGAAUGGAUACAGUGUUCUGUCUGUUGUCAAGGGCAUGACCGUGAUUCCCGUAGAGCUUCCAAGUGUGGCGGCGUCGGCUGCUAUAAGGUUAAUUAAUCUUUACUUCUUCGUCCGUAAUGUGCCUGAUGGCGGGAGAGCCGUCAUUCGCACGCGGAUGCUUCUGGGAACAUUUGAAGAUGCAGCUACUGGCAGUUCUGCAGUUGGGCUAGGACUAUACCUCUCGUUGUAUGACCAGGGACGCGGAACGGGAACGCGCCAUGAGUAUGAUAUUGUCCAGGGUGUUGAAAUGGGGCGCAAGAGCAACAUCGGCGUGCAAGUUGUGCUUACAGAUGAUAGCAAAAGGGUGGAAACUGUGAAACUUUCUGGAGGUGCAGUUAAGGUGUCCGAGGGACAGAUUCGGUUGAAUUGA